Messenger RNA from Helianthus annuus (common sunflower), 2117 nucleotides. Its product is annotated as probable basic-leucine zipper transcription factor E. Bases 317 to 1798 code for a protein of 493 amino acids. NCBI's taxonomy places the organism in Eukaryota, Viridiplantae, Streptophyta, Magnoliopsida, Asterales, Asteraceae. The record is from RefSeq and is a predicted model, not a curated record. The transcript has a single exon.
CUCCACAUAAACGCUACCCAAAAACAACGAGACCUAAACAACAACAACAAAAUUCUUCAUAUUCAUAAAAAUUCAAAUCAACAAUUUCUUCUCACAAAUCUUAAAUCCUAAUCCUGAUCGUCUUAGAUCCCACACUUUGUUGUUGAAUAUCGAAAACUAAUCUUGUUUUCCCUUAGUUCUAGGGUUUGUUUGUUUCUUUUCUAUUUUGUUUAUUUUAUGUUUGUUAUUUUAGAUCUUUUUUUCUACAAUUAGGGUUUUGGUUUUUGUUUAUAUCUGGAUCUGGUUGAAUUGAUCUUCGAUUUAAAUUGUUGCGGAAAUGAAAGACCAGAUGAAUCAACCGAAUCAGUCACAGAUGAUGAGUAUGGGGCAGCAGCAGUUACCACAAGUGAUGAAUCAACCACAGCAGAUCAUGAAUAAUAUGAAUAGUUUGAGUAAUCUGAAUAGCCAGAACUCGCAAAUGUUUGUGAGUCAGAUGAUGAAUCCUUCGCUGAUGGCAGCGAACCAGCCGCACCGUGGCGGAGGCUACGGGAUGUGGCCUCCGCCACAGGUCGACCAGGUCAAGUUUCAGAACAAUUUGAAAGGUCUGGGUGCCCCAUCGGCUUCGUUGAAGCCAAUGGGACAGAUGGGACCGAGGAGUAACAAGAAUUGGAAGGGGAAGAAGGGGAAUGAGAAGUGGAAUAAUAAUAUUCGAAAGGAUUUACCGGUUAUGGGUGUAGGUGGUGGUGGUAGUAGUAGUGUUAGUGGUAACUCGGGUGGUUCUGGGGCGUAUAAUCCGCCUACAUUGAACGAAUUGCAGCAACAGAAUCGGUUGAAAGCGAGGAGGUAUUUCCCAAAAAAGAAGUUUAACCACGGUGGGCGAUCAGCGCCUUACGCGCCUAGAAACACUACGUCGUUUUUAAUUCGAGCGAAGAAAUCCGGUGGGAUUACUUCGUUAGUGUCACCGUGCCCUGUGACACCUGCGGUUUUACCCACACCGAUAUUUUCGCCUUCUCGAGAGGUGUUAGUGGAUAUGGCGAAAGAAGAGUGGGGGGUAGACGGAUAUGGUUCGAUGAAAGGGUUGAUUAGGCUUCGGUCUCCGGGAAAUGAAGCGGAUGCUGCGGAGGACGAAGAGGAAGACGAAGGUGGGUCGAGUGAGAGUGAUGUGGAAGAACAUGUUGAGGUUGAGAGGAGGUUGGAUCAUGAUUUGAGUCGGUUUGAGAUGAUUUAUCCGAACUAUAGUGGUGCGGAUCAUAGUAGUUAUCUAUUGGAGAACCGAGUGGAUGAUCAGGAUACGCAUAUCGCGCAACUUGAGGAAGAGAACUUGAUAUUGAAAGAGAGAUUGUUCUUGAUGGAACGGGAGUUCGACGAUUUGCGAAUGCGGUUGCAGUGUCUUGAGAGACAAAGCCGAGGCGGGGAACGGCUUAACGAGGAGGUCGUGGAGAAUGAUUCUGAAAACGAAAGCGAGAGCAGGGGAUAUGGUCGGUCAAUGGAGGAUAAUAACGAGGUUAUGGAAGAAAACCAAGAAAACCAUGAGCAUUCAGAGGACAAUAACAACAACAAUAAUAAUAACGAUGAUAACAACAAUGGGGAUAAUGAGAUCAAGCAAACUGAGAGCAUUGAAAAGGGUAUCGAAACGGAUGUUUUAAUGGUAGAAAAUGUUGAUAAAGUUGAAGAAACUGAACUAAAGAAAGAUGAUGAGGGGGUAGCAGAACAGGUUAAGAAGAAUACUGAAGAAUUAUCAUCAGUUUCAUUGGAAAAAAGUGAAGAAAAUGCUAAUGAUGGAGCUUUAAAGGAUGAAGAAAAUGCAGCAAAUGAGUAAGAAAUUUGAACUCAUAUCAAUCUAAAGGUAUAUGAUUUAAAAAGGUUCAUAUAAUCUCUUUUGCUGUUAAGUUUGUUGAUGAAUCUAAAUUUGCAGAUUUGGCCACUUUUUGUUUGUAUUGGUUUACUUUUUUUUUUUCUUUUCUUUUUUUUUUUAGGUUUGGAAAGUGGGUUGGGUUUGGGGAUGGGGGGAUAAAGAGGGGUUUAGUUAAAGUUAUGGUAAUUUGCAGUUUAAUGUUUAUGAACCAACUAUAUGCAAAAUCUUGAUGUAAACAUGUGGCCUAAUGUUCUUAAAUAAUAUUUUGAUUAUGAUUGAAAAA